Molecule: messenger RNA, 1446 nt
Organism: Sclerotinia sclerotiorum 1980 UF-70
Lineage: Eukaryota; Fungi; Ascomycota; Leotiomycetes; Helotiales; Sclerotiniaceae
Exons: 4
Coding region: 1-1446 (481 amino acids)
Source: RefSeq, a predicted model, not a curated record
AUGCCAUGUGCGGGACCUUGCGAUAAAUUGCCUUGUAAUAAGCGUUGUUCGUCAAAGCUUUCUUGUGGUCACCAAUGUCCAGGUCUUUGUGGCGAGCCAUGUCCAGAAGACUACUGUCAGAUAUGCUCCACGAAACAAGAUGCUCGAGUUGAUUUACUAGAAAUGAAACUUUAUGGCGACAUUGACCUUGACGAAACACCAAUUGUCGCACUCGGAUGCAAGCACUUUUUCACAGCCGAGACUCUCGAUGGGAUGGUUGGGAUGUCAGAGGUAUACGAGCAAGAUAUACUUGGAAACUACACAGCAAUCAAAGACGCAACUGCCACCCUAGCAUCUUCUAUCCCUCGAUGUCCGGAUUGCAAAUGUCCCCUUCGUCAAUUCGCAACACCUCGGUACAAUCGAGUUAUUAACAGAGCUGUGAUUGAUGAAAUGUCCAAACGAUUCCUCGUCACUGGCCAAACAGAACUUCGAGAGUUGGAAUCCGAGAUCAAUAAAUUGGAGCAAGAACUUGAUGAUACUAGACAGUCUCUUCUGAUCAUGAACAAUGUGAACGGAAUAACUUCUAGAACGCAGAGCAAUGCUGAAAGACAGCUCAAAGAGCGACAAGAUAAGUCUAGAAAACUUGGGAAAAGAGUGGAUGCAUUCUGUAAGAAAGUAAUGGAGAAGCACCAACCCGCGACGAAACUUCAUGAUGCAACUGUCAAUGCCAUCCGACAACGAUCAAUUGAAGAUGCCAUAACCAGCUUGUCUCUUUCAAAUACUCGUAGCUCACCUCGAGAUCGCCGUAUAACCCGUGGGGCACAUGGUGUGCAAUUAAAGCUUCAGUAUAUCGUACUUACCGACAAAUUCCCCUUAUCUCAAAAACUACAGGCUAACCCAAAAAUAACAAUCAAAUUACCCGGCGGCGCCCCAGACCAACCCUCCAUAGCAUUUUUCCGCUCCUGUCUUUCUUACAUAUCAUCUUGUCAAGAAGACAGUCUUCCAAAACUCGCUGUUGAGGGAAUCCUCUAUUAUGCGAAGAUCGCUCGCCUUUACGAUUCAUAUACACGUUCUAUUUCUUCCCAAACAACCAAGAAAACUUCCGAGAUACAGAAAGCUAAAGACUUAUUAGAGGAAGCAAGAAACUUGUGUUCGCAAGGAUUCCAAAAUGCAGAUUCGCUACUGACUGCAGUCGAGGAAUCAAUCAAAUUUUUACGUCGAGAAUGGUAUGAGGAAGUCACGAAAGAGGAAUUAGAUGCUAUUAAAAAAGCGAUGGUUUCAGGUCGCGGUGGAAUCGCUACUCAUAGUGGUCAUUGGUAUGAAUGUGAGAAUGGACAUCCGUUUGCAAUUGGUGAAUGUGGAAUGCCUAUGCAAUUGGCUAGAUGUCCGGAAUGUGGUGCCAGAAUUGGUGGGCAGAGUCAUAAUCUUACAGAGGGGGUUGUGAGGUCUGACAGGAUGGAGAGAUGA